AUGGCCUUUACUUGCAGCAGAGCUUCUUUCUUCUUUCACGACCGGGUUCGAUACGGCAGCAGGAGAUGGAGAGGUAUGCCUUGUCUUCAUACUAACUCCACUGUUGUUGUUUUCGCCAACAAUUACUUUGCUUUCCUUCACUCUCAACCUUCUAAACCUAUCAAAUUUAUAAGAACCCAACUAGAGCAGGCAGUGAGAAACUCUCUCAAAAUCACAACUGUUGAGGAUGCUUUCAAUGUGUUUGAUAGAAUGCUUCAAAAGCGUCCUCUGCCUUCACUUGUUCGUUUCACUCAAAUCUUGACUCAAGUUGCGAAAUUGAAACAUUAUUCGGCAGUCAUCUCAUUGUAUAACCAAAUGGGUGCGUCGGGAAUCCUGAUGUUUAUACUCUAA
This is a messenger RNA of Prunus armeniaca (apricot), 390 nucleotides long. The record is from the annotation of a GenBank genome assembly. Lineage: Eukaryota; Viridiplantae; Streptophyta; Magnoliopsida; Rosales; Rosaceae.